GUACAAACAAACCGGAGCUGGGAGUGAAGUUCUUGACUCAAACUCCCUCUCUACCUCUUUCUCCGAACCUGAUCAUUCCAAUUCCUUCUUAUAGUCCCUUACUUUUUCUAAACACUUUGUUUGAUUCCUCGAAGAAAAGAGAGAUUUUGAAAUUCUUGAUUCGGUCAGUUAUCAAUCUCGAAUUGCCUUUGUUUCUGUGCUAAGAUUGUCGACUCACUGAGUAAUCAUGGAUUUUAGUACUAUGGAUCGAGGACAAAUCACGCUGUUAGGAUCUGCAUUCUGUGCUAUGGCAUCAAUGCAUUUCACAGUACAGCUUGUUUCACAACAUCUCUUCUAUUGGAAGAACCCAAAGGAGCAGAAGGCUAUCAUAAUAAUCAUCCUCAUGGCACCCAUUUACGCAGUUGACUCGUUUGUGGGUUUGUUGGAUUUCCAAGGAAGUAAAGCAUUCUUCAUAUUUUUGGAUUCAAUCAAGGAAUGCUAUGAGGCUCUUGUGAUUGCCAAGUUCCUUGCUUUGUUGUACAGUUACUUGAAUAUCUCCAUUAGCAAUAAUAUAGUGCCUGAUGAAAUCAAAGGAAGAGAAAUUCACCAUUCAUUUCCAAUGACUCUUUUUCAGCCUCGCACUGUGCAUCUGAACCAUCAAAUUUUGAAGCAACUGAAAAGCUGGACCUGGCAGUUUGUCAUCGUUCGGCCUGUAUGCUCUGUUCUAAUGAUAGCACUUCAACUUCUAGGACUGUACCCAAGUUGGGUCAGCUGGACAUUCACCAUCAUUCUCAACCUUUCCAUAUCUCUGGCUCUCUAUUCUCUCGUGAUCUUUUAUCACGUGUUUGCUAAGGAGUUGGAACCACAUAAGCCUCUUGCCAAGUUCCUCUGCAUCAAGGGAAUUGUGUUUUUCUGCUUUUGGCAGGGAGUUGUGCUGGAUAUCCUAGUAUCUGCUGGUAUUAUCCAAUCUCAUUGGUUGGAUGUUGAACACAUUGAAGAAGCUUAUCAAAACAUCUUAGUAUGUUUGGAGAUGGUUAUCUUUUCUGUUCUCCAUCAGUAUGCAUUCCAUGUUUCCCCUUACAGUGGAGAUGUCUUUGCAAAGCUGAAAAAGAGUGAAUGACAGACCCUGUAAGACAACCAAAAAAUGAGGGUGGCCGUUAACGAACACAUGUAAAUGUAGCGAAUCACAUUGUUCUUGCCUGUAGCUUGUAAAACUACACCGUAAUGAUUUUGUAAUCCUUAGUAAUUGACAUUAAUGUCUAUAGGUUUAUCUUACUACUCA
This is a messenger RNA of Papaver somniferum (opium poppy), 1261 nucleotides long. Its product is annotated as transmembrane protein 184C-like. The transcript is spliced from 5 exons. The record is from RefSeq and is a predicted model, not a curated record. The coding region runs from base 227 to 1099 and encodes 290 amino acids. Gene Ontology annotation, biological process: transport. Gene Ontology annotation, molecular function: transporter activity. Lineage: Eukaryota; Viridiplantae; Streptophyta; Magnoliopsida; Ranunculales; Papaveraceae.